GGAACUUAACCACAACCACCAUGAUUAUCUUCUCACUGCCCCCCGAAAUAUUAGUGGACAUUGCUCUGUUCCAGCUAAAUAGAGCCGGGAUAAUCGUGACGGAAUGGCGCACAAUACUGUAUAGGCGGAUGAAUGUGCCAUUGGUUCCUUGUAACUAUUCGUACAUCGUCCCCGAUGACAAACUGCAAGAGGCGUCAGAAACCCUCACUUCCAUGGGCUUACCACUAUCCAUACCUGAUCCGCUGUAUGUUUCCACAGGAGGAGAUCUAUUCUCGAAAGCCUUCCUUCAUAGAAUAACUCUAUCCGCUAAACUUGGGCCAGCACGGUUCAUCCUACUCUACCCAUCGUCUUUCUGUUCGUUCAGUCCUUCCGAACUGGAAUCCGUCAACCACCCUCUUUUUGGUCUGGAUUCGUUUUCUGUACCGCUCAAUGUACCAACCACACCAGCGACUUACGCAUCUCUUGUACGUACCGCGGCCGUGUACAAGAGGAACGAUCCCGCGAGGAAGACGCUGUUAAGCGAGCUGGCUCAACUCGUACUUUAUAACCUAUAUGACGGUGAUUACGGGAAAGAUUCCGAGGACGAGGAUGAUGACGAAGAAGUCGAAAGGGAAAUACAACAGGCCGUUACUGCUGUACGCGGAUGGACUUGGAAUCCAGAUGAAGAAUGGAUCGGUGAUGCGCUGGCGGAAGUCGUUGCUACAUCUGCAUAUGACGAGCUUCCAUGGAUGGGAUGCUAAGGGCUGCAGGCAUUGUCUGAGCACUCUAAUACCCAGCCAGAGGAAUGCAUAUAGCAGCCAUGUCAUGAUCACGUUUGCAACGUAUAGCUUACUUGUGGGGAGCCAGCUAGAUAUCACCUGUUGGAGACCGAUGCCUUGCUGCAUUCACCGACCUGUCAUAAUCUGACGUUGCAAGAAGGACACCGAUUUAUCAUCUUCGUAACAGACGCUCAGGCGACAAUUAGAUCUACCUGUGUCUUGAAGAAUCAUUUCGAAACAGAAUGAGGGUGUAGAGGAGUGUAUCUGUUUAUUUAGUCUUACGUUUUUAGUUUUAUGUUUUUUGUGUGAUUGACAUAUAGUC
This is a messenger RNA of Desarmillaria tabescens, 1080 nucleotides long. RefSeq lists its product as uncharacterized. NCBI's taxonomy places the organism in Eukaryota, Fungi, Basidiomycota, Agaricomycetes, Agaricales, Physalacriaceae. The transcript has 4 exons. The record is from RefSeq and is a predicted model, not a curated record. The coding region runs from base 21 to 740 and encodes 239 amino acids.